AUGAGCCACACGAAGAUCCCUGGAAUAUCGUCUCAUAAGAGACCCUUGGGCUCACCGGAGCGCCUCGGCAUGUCCAACAAGCGGGCCCAUGUUCUGGGAGACGUUACGAAUACGAUAGCGUUAAGUGAACAUUUCAAGAACAGUCAUCGGAAAUACACUAUGCCGUCUACUUCUGUGGCAGAUCCAAACAUGCGACUUAUGAACAGAUACUACUAUGGAGAUCCGAAGGUAAUUGAGGAGGUUAAGAAAAGAGAACGCAAAAUAGCCCGGGAUAUUCAGCAUUUCCGGAAAUCUAUUGUGGAGAUUGAUACAGAGACAAGGAUAGUGCGCGAACGAGAUCUGCCGGAUCUAAGAUAUGAGACAUCGAAGAAAAAUGCAUUGUGCAACGAACUGCGAAAAGAACUGAUAGAUUUCACCACUAAGCUCGAUGAAAGGGCCAACGACUGUGAAACUUUGAAGAGAGACGCAGAAUUUGAUCUUCGACACAUCCAGCUUAAACACCAGGUUGCACUGCAAGAGAUUCAAAACGAAUUGGACCUGAAUAUCACUAAAUGUACUGCCGAAUGGGAUGCUAAGCUGCGAGAAAUUGAUAACGAACAACCCGAUCCGGUCGUUCUCGCUGAAAUUGAGAACCUGCAAAAAGAGAAACGUCUGCGUGAAACGCAAGUUGAAGCAUUGGCCGCCAGUAAUGCAUCAGCAUGCAAGAUGAAAAGCCAGGAAUUGGAUCUACUGUUGGAGAAACUUUUGACAGAGAAGAAAGAACCGUUGCACGCAUUGCGGGCAAAAGGCGAGGAAAUUCAAAAAGACAACGAUAUGCUCAAAAGGGAAGCAGAGUCAGUAAAAGAUCAAAUUGCCCAAUAUGAAGAUCGUUGUUCUGAAUUGAUGCAACAAAUUUCGACAGUAGAUUCGCUAAUCACAGAAUGUAUGAACGAACGAACAAAAAAUGUCGAGGCCAAGAACAACGCAGAAGCCACAUAUUUGGAGUGCAAAACAGCCACUGAUGUGAUCCAGGAAAAGGCUCUUGUUAUAGAAACACAAUACAAUCAGGAGUUUGAUAAGAUGGAAAAAGAGCAGAUUAGAAGAAGAGUCAUGGAAAACAGCAUUGACGAGCUUCGUGGUAAGAUUCGGGUUUUCGCAUUCAUCGGUGAUGAGCUCGUCGAAAACUCAGAUGUGGACUAUUCCUCAAAGACAAUUUCCUUGAAUGAGACAAAAUCUUGUUUGUUCAGUAGGAUCAUACCACGAAAACUUAUUAGCGAACAAGAGCUGAUUAACCAAGAGUGUGAGCCUUUUUUUCUAAUGUGUUUGAACAAACAACUCAAUUUCAGCCUGUUGUCUUCCCCCACUGGUAGGCAACAGCAUUUGAAGAAAGCAUUUUUAGAGUUCCUCCUCACAAAAGAAAGUAAAAUCAUGACGCAAUACGUUUCUCUCUCUGAAGGAUCAGAAUCUUGUGACCUGUUUCUACCAAUAGAACAGAAUGCGAAAGAAGAUAUCCAGCUCGUCUUGAAGAAGGACGCUAUUGAAAUCAAUUCAACUGUGCUUGAAAUGCGAUCUACACAAGAUGUAAAUGAACAAUCAGCUUUCCUGGAAACCAAUGCGGGGUCUGGAAAUGUUGGAAUUUUGAAGGCAGAGAUAUGGAGAGACCAAAUUAAAUGCUGUGAAGCUUACUACCUGGAGAUCAACGACCCGUCGACGAUGGAGAAGUUGGCCAACCUUCGCGAUACCGCUCCUGCCACAAAGCCGCCCUUGGCUAUAAUAUUACAGACGCUUUUGUUGAAAACAAAAUCUCUUUUCCUUUUCAAUCUUUUCGACGGCGGUACAGCGAAAGCCAGCACCCUACUGGACAGUGCAUGCCACAUCAGUCAUCUCGAGGCGUCACAGACGCCUACGUAA
This is a messenger RNA of Lachancea lanzarotensis, 1890 nucleotides long. RefSeq names its product LALA0S02e08218g1_1. The record is from RefSeq and is a predicted model, not a curated record. Bases 1 to 1890 code for a protein of 629 amino acids. Lineage: Eukaryota; Fungi; Ascomycota; Saccharomycetes; Saccharomycetales; Saccharomycetaceae. The transcript has a single exon. Gene Ontology annotation, molecular function: microtubule binding.